CUCCACCAAGCACAACUUCUAAGGGACUAGAGCUCUCUGUCUGGCCUCAGGGGACUCCCAGCUACAGAGCAGGACCUCAGGGCAGGACGUAUCAGGGUGAUGGAGGAUGGAGCUGAGGCGUGGAGGAGGGAGUGCCACUCUCCAUCCAGGCCCCAGGCAGCCCGCAGUCCACAGCUCUCCUGCACCUGCGGACCCAGCAGCAGCUCUGCCAUGGACAGGUGGUACCUGGGUGGCAGCCCCAAGGGGGAUGUGGACCCAUUCUACUAUGACUACGAGACUGUCCGCAACGGGGGCCUGAUCUUUGCUGGCCUGGCCUUCGUCGUGGGGUUGAUCAUCAUCCUCAGCAAAAGGUUCCGCUGCGGAGGAGCGAAGAAGCGCCGGCAAGUGGGUGAGGAUGAGCUGUGACCACAGGGCCAGCUGUGGCCACCCAGUGCCCCGGGGCUGGCUGGCGGCCGUGGACGACCUGUCUUCCCCAGGCCCUAGACCUGUCUGUGUCACUGCUAGCUCUCAGGCUAAAGGGCCGGCCAGGCCCACGUGACCCCUGGGUGGGCAUGGCCUCCUGCCUGUGCCACCUCCUGCCCCUAAUAAAAGCAGCUCCUUCCCUCUG
Molecule: messenger RNA, 607 nt
Organism: Tupaia belangeri chinensis (Chinese tree shrew)
Lineage: Eukaryota; Metazoa; Chordata; Mammalia; Scandentia; Tupaiidae
Gene: FXYD2
Product: FXYD domain containing ion transport regulator 2
Exons: 7
Coding region: 100-405 (101 amino acids)
Biological process (GO): regulation of sodium ion transmembrane transporter activity; monoatomic ion transport
Cellular component (GO): membrane
Molecular function (GO): sodium channel regulator activity
Source: RefSeq, a predicted model, not a curated record